Messenger RNA from Orycteropus afer afer, 960 nucleotides. The record is from RefSeq and is a predicted model, not a curated record. Lineage: Eukaryota; Metazoa; Chordata; Mammalia; Tubulidentata; Orycteropodidae.
AUGAAGCAUCCCUCGACUGGCAUCCAGCUGCUUUCUGAGCAGAAGGGCCUCUCGCCGUGCUGCUUCAUCAGUGCCGAGGUGGUCCACUGGCUGGUGAACAAUGUGGAAGGCGUCCAGACCCAGGCGAUGGCCAUUGACAUCAUGCAGGCCGCUGUUAAAGCCAGGACAACUCCUUUAAAGUCUGCCACUGUCCCAGAGCAGAGGACAGUGACCCUGGAUGUCGAUGUGAACAACCGCACAGACCGGCUGGAGUGGUGCAGCUGCUAUUACCACGGCAACUUCUCCCUGAACGCGGCCUUCGAGGUCAAGCUGCACUGGAUGGCGGUGACUGCCGCCGUGCUCUUUGAGAUGGUCCAAGGUUGGCACCGGAAAGCCACCUCCUGUGGCUUCCUGUUGGUCCCGGUCUUGGAGGGUCCCUUUGCGCUGCCCAGUUACCUGUAUGGUGACCCCCUUCGUGCCCAGCUCUUCAUCCCGCUCAGCGUCAGCUGCCUGCUCAAGGAGGGCAGUGAGCACCUGUUCGACAGCUUUGAACCAGAGACGUAUUGGGAUCGAAUGCACCUUUUCCAGGAAGCCAUUGCACACAGGUUUGGGUUUGUACAAGAUAAAUAUUCAGCCUCUGCUUUUAACUUUCCUGCUGAGAACAAGCCUCAGUACAUCCAUGUUACAGGAACAGUCUUUCUGCAGCUCCCCUACUCCAAGCGGAAGUUCUCAGGGCAGCAGCGGCGGCGGCGGAACUCCACCAGCUCCUCCAGCCAGAACAUGUUCUGUGAGGAGCGCGUUGGCUACAACUGGGCUUACAACACCAUGCUGACCAAGACGUGGCGUUCUAGCGCCACGGGGGACGAGAAGUUUGCUGACAGGCUGCUGAAGGACUUCACGGACUUCUGUGUCAACCGAGACAACCGGCUGGUCACAUUCUGGAUGAAUUGCCUGGAGAAGAUGCAUGCCAGUGCCCCGUGA